Messenger RNA from Drosophila hydei, 5311 nucleotides. Its product is annotated as homeobox protein prospero-like. The transcript is spliced from 10 exons. The record is from RefSeq and is a predicted model, not a curated record. Bases 541 to 4923 code for a protein of 1460 amino acids. Gene Ontology annotation, molecular function: misfolded protein binding; polyubiquitin modification-dependent protein binding. Gene Ontology annotation, cellular component: BAT3 complex. NCBI's taxonomy places the organism in Eukaryota, Metazoa, Arthropoda, Insecta, Diptera, Drosophilidae.
UUGUACGACAUUUACACCAUGUGACCGUAUUGGCUCGAUAUCAAAAUACCACAUAAGUAAAUUACUACCGUUUGUAUAUAGUAUAUUUUAUAAAAAGUAAAAAAGUUAAGAAUUCUGGGUCGUAGCCGCUCGCUAUUUUUGUGUAAUUCUUAUUCAAAAUUUAGCAGAAAUAUAUUUCGAUUUAGUUGCUUGAAAAUCGACUGGCAUACGGUGUUAAUGUGACACAACAGCGGUUUGAGCGAUACGCAAACGCAGGCGAAAGCAAAAUAUAACAUUGAAUAAAACAAAAAAAAAAUUCCCACACUUGGCUACACCGGAUCGAAGAGAGUGAGAAAGAGCGAGAGAGUGAGAGCGAGCAAAGGCGAAUUCGAAUGCGAAUGCGAUUCGAUUGGCAGAAACAAGACACAGCGAUUGCCAUCGUACAUCGGCCACCGAUUUUCUCUGCCUUUGGCUGUUGUAAGUUUUAUUUGCCGUAAAGGAGACUAUUUCAGCAGCAUUCGAUAAACACGGUCCAAUUGCUGCACUGACGCGACUGACAAAAUGUUAAUAAACCUAAAGGUGAAAACUUUAGAUGCUCGCACACACGACUUCAGCAUCGACAAUGAGCUAACCAUACGUCAAUUCAAGGAGCAAAUUGCAGAGAAGACCAACAUUGCAGCUGAGAAUCAGCGCAUUAUUUAUCAGGGCCGCGUGUUGGCAGAUGAUAAGCAGGUGAAGGAGUACGAUGUUGAUGGCAAAGUUCUGCAUGUGGCCGAGCGUCCGCCUUUCUCGCAACGCGGCGCCAACGCGACGAACAACGAUGAACCGAUGCGCGGCUUCCGCAGCAUUCCCGGCAGGCCAGCACCUAGAAAUUUGCGCAAUGCGCCAUAUUUCAGGGCACUCGAUGGCAUGCUGGUGGGAACCAUGGCUAUCCCCGUGAACAAUGGACCUCUGACCGCAGCGGGCGCUCGCACACCGCCAAAUCGGUUUCCCAACUCCUCGUCUUUCUGCAUCAAUCGCAUCACUGUCGCCCAGCACAUGAUCGAUUGCGCCAAUAAUAUAGCCGCAUAUCUGGAGAAUCCUGAGAUUGGUUUGAAUAAUCAAUCUUUGGAUAUACUGCAACGGGGUCACUGGACCAUGGAGUCAACUGUGGUCGAGGUGGGCGUCUCCUCCACUGAUAUGCCGCGCAACAAUAACAUUAUUGACAUGGUACAGGAUGCAGUUACGGCUGCAUUGUCACGCAACACACCUGGCCGCAAUUAUACAGUGGUGCAGAUGCCCACCGUCUACACCAAUGAGGUGGGUGAGCAUCAGCAGCAACAGCAACAACCGCAGCAACAACAACAGCAGCAAGCAGAUCGUGCUGGGAGCAGCAGCAGUGAUGGCGCUGCCAGCGUCGAUACUAGCGAGGAAACAACAGCAGCCGCUGCUGUGAUCAUUGAGGAUGUAAUUGAAACCGAUGAUGAGGCAGCCGAUGGCUCCAACACGCCACCCGGUGAAGACGAGCGCUCCAGCUCACCACAGACAACGGAUAGAGCCGCAGCGGCUGGAGCAGCGACCGCUGGAGAAACGCAGCCAAAUGGCGCUGGCAUUGGCCCACGUCGACGCACACGUCCCGAGGUACUGGCGAGUGUUUUUCAGCGCUAUCGCACCGUCGAGCAACGUUUGUCUCCUUUCCUCGAUCGCUACUACGAAAUACUGCAGCAGGAUCCCAGCUUUGAGGAGCAGGACACAACGGGACGCGAGAAUGCGCAGCGUAUCUACGAUCGUGUUUCUGAAGCAUUGCACUAUCUGUCGCAUGCCCAGCACGCCAUUUCCGAUUUGAUGUUGGAUCUAUCCCAGCCCGGUCCACGUGUGCUCACCUGCCGGCCCAUUCUCGUGGAGCAGAGCGGCUACAUACGCUCAAAUAACAUAUUUACGCCCAAUCUGGUGGCCGCUCCGCUUGCCGAGCUCAUCGCUCAGGUGCCGCCAACGGCUGCUGCUGCAGCUGCUGCACAAGGCGUGGCACCCGCCUCUGCCUCCACUGCUGCGACUGCAACUACAGGCACACAACCGGAGCAGCCGCCCUAUGGUCUAAAUCUACAACAGCAAAUUGUUGUCGAUGUCAUGGGAGGCGGCUUGCCCGCUCCAAUUUCGGUUGCAGGCGCCGCAGCUGCCACACAAUCGGAACAGGCGCAGAACCCACCUGGCAUGCAGGAUAAUAUGAAUGAUAUAUAUGCACGCGCUUUCAAUCAAGACUUUGGCGCAGGCCGUGAACGGUUUCGAAAUAUGGGUGCUACUCCUAAUCAAAGUGCAGCAGCCGCCGCCUCAGCCACAGGCACAGUUCCAGCGCAGCAACAGCGACCAGGAACUAAUCAGGAAGAAAUGGAUCCGCAGGCUCGCAUGGCGCGUCUAAUUCAGGCCGUAGUUAGUGCUACAAACGAUGCAGAUCUGCGCCAGGAGAGCCCACAGGAUCAGGCUAGCAUGCAAGAUGAUGAGAUGUACGCACGCAAUCGAAAUGCCCGUGCAACAGCACCUGCCACAGCAACAGGCAGAGCUCCCACGCAACAAGGACCAACGGAUGAUGAGCUAAUAGCGGCAGGCGUUGCAGAUGCUGAUGCUGCAGCUGCUGUCUUCGCUGGCCUUGUCACACGCAACGACAACUUUGAGGACCCAGUGGACGAGCCCAUGGUGGCGCCAGCUGGCACCAAUGCAGCCGGCACACAACCCCGUGCAGAAAUAGAUCCUCAGAUGCGAAUGGCUCGUCUUAUUCAGGCAGUGGUUAAUAGCGCCACAAACGAUGCGGAUCUGCGUCUCGAGUUCAAUGUGCCCAAUGUGAUGUCCAUCAAUUUGCCGGUGCAUGUGAUGACAGCUGCUGUGCAUCCACAGGCACAGGCACAGGGACGACCAGCAGCCGCCACCGACAGUGCCGGAGCUGGCGAAACAAAUGCAGCAGCUGCCACAGCAUCGGCUGGUUCUGGAGUGGCUGCUGCUGCUUCCGUUUCUGCAGCUCCUGCCGCUGCUGCUGCUGCUGCAUCCACAUCGAGUGGCACGCGCAGCGGCGAGCAGCGUGCAAAUACAUUGCCCACAACGGCCACGCAGACGCGCUCUACGUCCCGGCCACAGAUUCAGAUUGGCGGCAAUAACAAUUGGGCCGGACGCAUUGCACCCACGCAUACGGCCUUCGAUCGUUUCUUGCCCUGCAAUAGCCAUCAUAUUCGUGAGCCUGAGCCAUUGAUCCAGCAACAGCAACAACAACAACAACAAUCACAGCAACUCAACAACAAUAUCAGCAGCAGCAACAACAAUAACAACAACACAAACAACAAUCGAAGAUCGGCAAAUGCAGCCACUGUCACCGCUAGUCGCAUGCCGCGUAGCCAGAGCGGCACGAGCCUCUCGCGUCCCAUGUCGCGUCGACGUGCCGCCAUCAGCCGUGAGCUCCGAAGCGGAAGCGCGCCGGGAUUGACGACUAUUGGCGGUGGUGGUACCAAUGGUAGUGGUGGUGGUAAUGGUGCCGCUGCCGUUGGUGGUGUAGGUGGCCCUAGCAGUGCGAGCUUCACAAUCAGUCGCCGUGCUGGUGCACACCAACCGAACGGCCGGCCCAUGCAAAGAACCAUAUCCAGACUUAUAUCCGCUAUGUUUGAAAAUUUUUUGGUUACUAAUAUGAGAAAUCAUGCGCAAACAGCUUUGGGUGACACAACAACUGGGUUAACCAAUGCCACCUCGACCGCAGCAACCAAUGCGGGAGCCGCUGCAACCAAUGCGACUCCAGCCGCCGCCGCCGCCGCCGCCGCCUUGGCCUCUGGCUCAACGCCAGCAACAGCCUCUGGUUCCGCUCCAGCUGCGACGGUCACCCGAGAGACGAGCAAUCUGCGUGCCCAGCUGCGCAGCUUUCUGCACCACAGCGUCUUCGAGGGUGAGUCCGUCAAUCCGGAUACGAUGCGUCUGGCUGUGGGGCGAGCUCUGGACUGGUUCGGCGACAAUCUGCUCUUUCUGCGCCAAUACGAACGACCGGAAUACAAUUCUCGUGAUUCCGUUUGCAAUACGCUGCGCCAGAGCCUAAAUCGGAUCAUCAAGCUGUGCUACGGCAACAGCUGCAGCACCCACUUCGAACAUCAGCUUAAGCAAAUUUGCGAUCAGUUCCGGAAGCGAUUAUAUAGCGUGCUCUUCCUGUGCCUUGGCAGUAACAAUGCGGAGCUCUACUGGCGUCAACUGAUGGGCCGGCUCAGCGCACCACUGCGUUUUAAUUUCCGCAAUGAAGCCUUGCAGUUCUUAUGCAUCUACAUUGAUCCAACAAUACCUGCAACGACGGAUACCGCCGAUGCUCAACAGUUCCUGGUACUACGCAAUGCACUGACAACGAACACAGAUGCCGAUGAACCUUUUGUGUGGCCACCUCUACUUGCUUUUCCUUCACAGCCACAGCCGGCACAACAAUCACUCGACACCGACAUUGAAAUGGCCGAAGCAGCCGGCAGCAGCAGCAGUAGCAACAAUGCCACAGAGAUCGAGCCACCCUUACCCGCUGUGACAGUCGGCUCGGAGCCUUGGCACACUAAUUUCCCCAAUGACUGGCUGCCUGUGAUAACACGGGAUCUGCAGACACAAACAGAGCAAACCCGGCCACAGCCUCCGUACUCCGAUGCAUAUAUAUCAGGCAUGUCUGCCAAGCGUCGCAAGAUCAUCCAAACAGAGAAGCCAGCAAAUGUUGAGUGUCUAAUUUCAAGCGGAGUGCAACGCGCUCUACAAAGCUCCGGUCUCGCUGGCACGAAUGGUGCAGCCGGCAACGUGAAUCCCACUAUUAAUCCGGAUGUUGUGAUCAACGCCAUAGCACAUGAUGCCGUUGUACAGGCAUCUUAUACGGAGGCUGUGCGUAGCAAUGCACGCGAACGCCUUAAACAGGAUAUUGAUUAUAAGCCAAGCAAAUAUCCGCAAAUCACCAAGUUUACUGAGCAAAAGUAGGCCGGGUGGGGGAUUUUAACGUGGGCGUUGGGCGUGGACGUGAAUGAAGCGUGCUUUAGUGUGCUUUAUAUUGUAAAUCUUACUUUAAUAUCGAAAUAUUAUAUUUGAUAUUUAGUUAAUUGGAUAAGUUCUGUAGCCGUUCGGUCACACGAAGUGCUCGGCUGUGGAUGCUUCAAAACACACACAUACACACACACUUAUAUAUUUAUAUAUACACUAUAUAAAGCUGAUAUACAUGCAUACACACACGAUCACACACACACACAUAAUCAACUGCAAGAAACUACACGAAAUUGAUGGUCGAAGUUUUUUAGGACAACUCUGCAUAAAAAGAAAGCUAAAUAAAAGUACAUACAUACACAAAAACCAAUUCUGUUCCAUUAUCGGU